AUGCUGUUGGAUGUGCAGUCAAAUUUUAACAGCAAGAACACCGUAUGUGUUAGAACUUCAAGUGCAAUACAGAGAGACGCCCAGAUGAGUUGUAUUCAUAUCACUGCCUGCCAUCCUUGUUUAAAUUCUGCAUCUCGACCACAGGCUUUGCUACUUGAUAAGAAAUCUACAUGGUUUUCAACUUACCCGGGAAUGAAAAUUCUUAAGAUUUCCCUGAAACGGACCUCUGCCGCGUUUAGGCACCAGCGCUCUGCACCAGUAUGUUUAUUUGGUGGUAAAGGGAAGAGUGAAAAUGAGGCUUCUCCAUGGAAAUCUCUUGAGAAAGCCAUGGGAAAUUUGAAAAAGGAACGGUCAGUUGAGGAUGUUUUGAAACAGCAGAUUCAGAAACAGGAAUAUUAUGAUGGAGGUAAUGGUGGAAAAACUCCAGGUGGCAGUGGUGGUGGUGGUGGUGACGGGUUUGGUGAAUCUGAAGAUGAAAGUCUUUCUGGGAUGUUGGACGAGUUUAUGCAAGUAGUAUUGGCAACUAUUGGAUUCGUGUUUCUGUACAUUUACAUCAUCGAUGGUGCGGAUAUCACUGUAUUAGCUAGAGACUACAUCAAGUUUCUGUUUGGAGGACAAAAGAGCUACCGUCUAAGGCGUGCCAUGUAUCAGUGGAAAAUGUUCUUCAAGAUGCUGACAGAGAAGAAAGAGGACGAUGAUCCAUAUUGGCUUGAACGUGAAAUACUUAAUACCCCCACGUGGUAUGAUAGUCCCGUUAAGUAUAGGCGCCUCAAGGCUUAUCUGGAUUCAAAAUCUUACAAUUGA
Fraxinus pennsylvanica is the source of this 804-nucleotide messenger RNA. The record is from the annotation of a GenBank genome assembly. NCBI's taxonomy places the organism in Eukaryota, Viridiplantae, Streptophyta, Magnoliopsida, Lamiales, Oleaceae.